Molecule: messenger RNA, 3144 nt
Organism: Candidozyma duobushaemuli
Lineage: Eukaryota; Fungi; Ascomycota; Pichiomycetes; Serinales; Metschnikowiaceae
Gene: RIA1
Product: GTPase
Exons: 1
Coding region: 1-3144 (1047 amino acids)
Biological process (GO): cytosolic ribosome assembly
Cellular component (GO): cytosol; ribonucleoprotein complex
Molecular function (GO): ribosome binding; GTPase activity; GTP binding
Source: RefSeq, a predicted model, not a curated record
AUGAAAUUAUCACCAGAAAAAGUCCGGGACUUGCAGAGUUCCACGGCCAAUGUCAGGAAUAUCUGUAUUUUGGCACACGUGGAUCACGGAAAGACGUCUUUGAGCGACUCUCUCUUGGCCACAAACGGAAUUAUAUCACAGAGAAUGGCAGGCAAGGUCAGGUACUUGGACUCCAGAGAAGACGAGCAACUAAGAGGCAUUACCAUGGAGCUGUCGGCAAUUUCGCUAUAUUUCAGGGUCAUGAGAAAGAAGGAGGGUUCGGAGGAGGCCGAGGUCAAGGAGCAUCUCAUCAAUCUUAUUGAUCUGCCUGGUCAUAUUGAUUUCUCCUCUGAGGUGUCCACCGCCUCUCGUUUGUGUGAUGGAGCUGUUGUUUUGGUGGAUGUUGUUGAAGGCGUUUGCUCUCAGACGGUCAAUGUGCUUAGACAGUGCUGGGUGGACCGUUUGAAGCCGCUUUUGGUGCUUAACAAGAUGGAUCGGUUGAUCACAGAAUUGCAGUUUUCGCCACUCGAGGCGUACCAGCACUUGCUGCGGCUUGUCGAGCAGGUGAACUCCGUAAUUGGUUCAUUCUACGCUGGCGACCGAAUGGAAGACGAUAUGAAGUGGAGAGAGGCUGGAGCUGAAGGGGAGUUUGUAGAGAAGUCCGAUCUGGAUCUCUACUUUUCUUCCGAGAACAACAAUGUCAUUUUCGCUUCGGCCGUGGACGGCUGGGCAUUUUCUAUCAACACUUUUGCACGCAUAUACCUGGCCAAACUAGGCUUUUCCCAUGCAGCCUUGUCCAAGACGCUAUGGGGUGAUUUCUACUUGGACAUGAAGAACAAGAAGGUGAUUCCGGGGCUGAAGUUGAAACCAUCCCAGUCUUCGCUCAAGCCGCUUUUUGUCUCGUUGGUGUUGGAACAGAUCUGGAAUAUCUACGACGCCUGUGUUUUGAAUAGAGACGACGAGAAGCUCGAAAAGAUCACCAGCAAACUCGGCUCCAAGCUCUCACCUCGUGAUUUGCGUUCUACAGACUACAAGGCGUUGCUUAAUCUGAUCAUGUCGCAAUGGAUACCUUUGAGUCAUGCCCUUCUUGGUGCCGUGAUUGAGUACUUGCCCAAUCCAUCUGUUGCUCAGGAGCUGAGAAUGGAGAAGAUCUUGGAUGAGUGCAUCUACAGCGCUGUUCCUGAAACCACGAAGGAGCAGUUGCUUGAUGCUGGUUUCAAGAAGGCGCUAGAGGCGUGUGACUCGAAUUCAGCCGAUUCACAUACCCUCGCAUACAUUUCCAAGAUGCUCUCGAUUCCCAAUGCUGAGCUUCCAAAGGAAGCCACCAUUGUUCCUAGUGCCGAAGAACUCCAAGAAAGAAGCCGAAAGGCUCGUGAAAUCGCCAAAAAAGCUUCGGAUGCUGCUGCUGCUUUGGCUGAUGCCCGUUUGGAACAAGAAGACGGCGGUGAAAUAUACCUCGAAACCAAGCCAGAUCAGUUCCAGUGGGAGUUCGAGGAGGAUCCCGAUGAAGAGGAGGAAACUGAGGUGGAGAAGGAAACGCUUAUUGCUUUCACAAGAGUUUACUCCGGUAAGUUAUCUCGUGGUCAGAGGGUUUGUGUGGUGGGUCCAAAAUAUGACCCAGCUUUGGGCAAAAACCACCCGUCCAACAUUGAGCAGCUCCGUGAGGAUGUUGAAAUCCAGGAUCUCCUUCUAAUUAUGGGUCGUGAGUUCGUCAGAGUCGACUCCGUUCCUGCUGGUAACAUUGUUGGAUUGGUGGGUUUGGGAGACCUCGUGCUCAAGAAUGCUACCAUCAUGUCUGAGGUGCCUGAGGAGAAACCAUACCUUAAUUUUGCCUCUACAGCCACCUUGAUCCACAACAAGCCUAUCAUGAGAGUGGCCAUUGAGCCUGACAAUUUGCUUAAGUUGUACAAGCUCGAGAAGGGAUUGGAGUUGCUUACCAAAGCUGAUCCUGUUCUUGAGUGGUACAUUGAUGACGAUUCCGGUGAACUUAUCGUGUGUGUAGCUGGUGAGCUUCAUCUUGAAAGAUGUCUCAAAGACCUUGAAACCCGUUUUGCGCCUGGGUGUGAGGUGGUUAUCAAGGAGCCUGUCAUUCCUUUUAGAGAAGGCUUGAAUGCUGACGCCAAGCCGUCAAUCACAAAGGAGGAGCUCGAAAACGACAGUGAGGCUGAAGAGGAGGAAGUUGAAGAGGAUGAGGUUGAUUUGCAAAUUGACGUUUUCCCGUUGCCUGAUGAGGUGACAAGCUUUUUGACAAAGAGCGAGCUUGAGAUCAAGGAGUUGGUGAACUCUAGACUCUCCAACAACCCAGAGGAUUUCGAGAAGCAUGUUACCUCGUUUCAUGAAAAGAUUGUCGCUGUUCUUGAGCAGCAUCCUCUUCCUCGUGAGGUGCUCGAUAUCUUCAAGUCAGUGACGGCUUUUGUGGACAAUAUCAUCAGUUUUGGACCGAAACGAGUUGGUGCUAACGUUUUUGUGGAGGCACCCUCGAAUGGCCAACAAUUCCGCAGAGUUCUAGCCAAAGAGAAUGAAGAGGCCAAACGGUUUGAAUUUGAGUCUAACGUUCUAGGAGGUUUCCAAUUGGCAAUGCAUGAAGGACCACUUUGCUCCGAGCCCAUUCAAGGCACGAUUGUGGUUCUUCAAAAAUCCUACAGACCCGACACCGAGGAGGUUUUGCUUAAUUUGGCAGGAAGAAUCCUCAAACAGACUAAGCAGCUCAUCCACAAGGGCUUCCUUCUCAAUGCUCCAAGGCUCUUCCUCGCCAUGUACACCUGUGAAAUCCAGACUUCGCCAGAGGUGCUCGGAAAGGUGUACGUUGUGAUUCAAAAAAGAGGAGGCUCCAUCAUUUCUGAAGAGAUGAAAGAGGGCACACCUUUCUUCACGAUCAAUGCUCGAAUUCCCGUUGUUGAGGCGUUUGGAUUUUCUGAAGAAAUCCGUAAAAGAACGUCCGGUGCCGCAAGUCCCCAGCUUGUGUUUGACGGCUUCGACAUGCUAGACAUUGAUCCGUUCUGGGUGCCUCAUACUGAAGAAGAGCUCGAAGAGCUUGGAACAUUUGCCGAGAGAGAGAAUGUCGCCAGAAGGUACAUGAACAACAUCAGAAGAAGAAAGGGACUUUUCGUGGAUGAAAAAGUUGUCCAGAAUGCCGAAAAGCAAAGGACAUUGAAAAAAGACUAA